This is a messenger RNA of Musa acuminata subsp. malaccensis (wild Malaysian banana), 1036 nucleotides long. Its product is annotated as phosphoenolpyruvate carboxylase kinase 2. Gene Ontology annotation, cellular component: nucleus; cytoplasm. Gene Ontology annotation, molecular function: calcium-dependent protein serine/threonine kinase activity; calmodulin binding; calcium/calmodulin-dependent protein kinase activity. Gene Ontology annotation, biological process: peptidyl-serine phosphorylation; intracellular signal transduction; protein autophosphorylation. Lineage: Eukaryota; Viridiplantae; Streptophyta; Magnoliopsida; Zingiberales; Musaceae. The record is from RefSeq and is a predicted model, not a curated record.
GAGGAAUUGUACCGGCAAGGAGAGGGAGGGAUAGAAGGCGGUAGGAGAGUAAUUGUUGACCGUUGAGAUCCAAUCGAAGCGCUAUGAGCGAGGCACUGGUGAGGGACUACGAGAUCGGCGCGGAGAUCGGGCGUGGACGGUUCGGCGUGGUCCGGCGGUGCAGAUCGGCGGCGACGGGAGAGGAGUUCGCCCUGAAGUCUGUCGAGAAAAGGCUCCUCGCGGACGCCACCGACCGCGAGUGCGUAGAGCGGGAGGCGAAGGUCCACCACCUCGCCGCCGCCGGUAACCCCCACGCGGUGCAGAUCUACGCCGCUUACGAGGACGACGAGUGGGUGCACCUGGUGGUGGAGCUCCUCGAGGGCCCCGACCUCUGCGACCGGAUUGCCGCCUGCGAAGGGGCUCCGUUUCCGGAGCACGAGGUGGCGGCAGUGGUCUCGGAGCUUACGGAGGCCGUCGCGGCGUGCCACCUGAGGGGGGUCGCGCACCGGGACGUGAAGCCGGACAACGUGCUCUUCGACGCGCGUGGGCGGCUCAAACUGGCUGACUUCGGGUCGGCGGAGUGCUUCCUCGGCGCAUAUGGGGAACGGGUACCCAUGAGUGGGGUGGUGGGGACGCCGUGCUACGUGGCGCCGGAGGUGGUGGCCGGGCGGGAGUACGGGGAGAAGGUGGACGUGUGGAGCGUGGGGGUGGUGAUGUACAUGAUGCUGACCGGGGGAGUGCCGCCCUUCUACGGGGAGACGGUGGCGGAGACGUUCGACGCGGUAGUGAGGGCCAACUUGAGGUUCCCAUCGAGGGCUUUCCGGUCGGUGUCUCCGGCAGCCAAGGACCUGCUGCGGCGGAUGCUCUGCAAGGACGUCUCCAGAAGAUUCUCUGCCGAGCAAGUCCUCAGGCAUCCUUGGAUCACAUGCGGAGGGGAGGAACCAAGCCGAGACACUCACUCACCUUAGCGUACGGUACUUCUCGGGAUCUUUCUGUGGCUGCAAGAAAAGCUGGAAGAAAUCUCUAUUUGAUAUAUAUAUAUAUAUAUAUAUAUAUA